GCAAUCAGUGAAUCACGAAUGGUGACCCCUUGGGUCUUCGCCCGCCCGCCCAUCUAAACGCCCACACGCGGGCGCAGCAAUUAACGUGAUUGCGUGUGGCUGCGUAUACAAGCAGCUAUAGUAUACGCGUGCGCAUACGUGAUGGGGUCGGUCAUCGCUAUACGCCCGCGUGCCAGCGCUCUUCUCUGCGCGCUAUCAGCUAUGAGCCAUAGCUUCUUCUCACACUUCACGAGUCAUGAGUCUAUGGAGGUGGCAAUACGCCAUCCUCCCACAGCGCUAUAUAUAGUUGUGCCCAACAAGGCAACGGGCGCGCGCGCGCAAAAUCCAAACCGCAUCGAUGGUCACAACAGUUUGCUUCCCUUCUCACCUUCGCCCUUCUCGCCUCCGCGCGAGCUACAGCUAGGUGUCAGCUUCAAUAAGCAGCUCCUCCUUCUCUUCUACCUACAUCGCAGCGCGAUUCCCAAGCUGGCUCUUGGGUGGUUGUUCCAAGCUUCCUCCUCUUGUUCCAGACGUUCUUCAAGAACACAAUACAACUCGCGAGCAUACAAGCUGGUCUUGUGCUUCUUCGAUUCAUCAGCCUCAUCUCUGCUUCGCCAUGCGAUUCUCAAACAUCUUGAUACUCUACACGGCAGUCGCCGCCGCUUCCACUUCUGCAGCUCCUAUCCCAACGCAGGGCGAGCUUGACCAAGUAAGUAUGUGGUCGAGUGCGGCUCACAGUGGUGCCAGUGACCACGCUAGCGCCUUGUUCAAGCGCCAUGGUAAGGCUGCGGGCAAAGGUUGGCACAGCCCCAUUCCCGGCUCGCUCAGACAGUGGGGCUACGCGUUGAGCGCUUUGGGCGUUGGCU
Ceraceosorus guamensis is the source of this 845-nucleotide messenger RNA. RefSeq lists its product as hypothetical. Lineage: Eukaryota; Fungi; Basidiomycota; Exobasidiomycetes; Ceraceosorales; Ceraceosoraceae. Bases 142 to 684 code for a protein of 180 amino acids. The record is from RefSeq and is a predicted model, not a curated record. The transcript has 2 exons.